GGUCACUCGCGGGCAGAACGCGAGCGCCGACUACUCCUUUUCGCGUCCCGACUUCCUUCUGAGAGCCCAAUAAACCCUGGGGAAGUUUAAUCAUUCCGCAGCGAGCCCGGGCUCUCUCACUGGGCAUGCUCAGUGGCCGGGCCCCGCUCGGCUGGCGAGUGGUUCGUCUGGGGCGCAGGUCUCGGGUCGGCGGCCGCCUCGGCUGGCUUCCAGGAGCGCGGGCUGGGCACUGCGGGCCCUGAGCCGGGAGCCAGAAGCACCCCGCGGUCCUCGCCGGGACGCAGGGCCCCGCCAGAGCCGCGGCGUUCCGGAGCCCGGGGGCCCCCAACUUCGCGCCAAGUUCGGAACCGCCUUCUGGGGGAGCCAUGCAAAUGAUGACCAGGGACGUUCUGCUAGAAAUGGAUCAGGAGGAGGAGGACGACGACGACGGGGAUAUCGGUGAUGUUCCUGCCUCCAGGAGGCCUUUUCUGACUCCUCAUACUCUCCACUCAUCCAGUCGGGUGUUGGAAAACCUUGAACAGACAGUUGUCUCCAGUUUUGGAGCACUGGAAAGUCAGCCUGAUUUCCAAACCCCAGAAUUUGAAGAAUUUAAUGGAAAACCCGACUCCCUCUUUUUUAAUGAUGGUCAGCGAAGAAUCGACUUUGUUCUAGUGUAUGAAGAUGAAAGUAGAAAAGAAACCAAUAAAAAGGGUUCAAAUGAAAAACAAAGGAGAAAAAGAAGAGCAUAUGAAUCUAACCUCAUCUGUGGUGGCCUGCAGUUAGAAGCGACAAGAUCGAUUUUGGAUGAUAAGCUUGUAUUUGUAAAAGUACAUGCCCCAUGGGAAGUGUUAUGUACGUAUGCUGAGAUAAUGCACAUCAAAUUGCCUCUGAAACCCAAUGAUCUGAAAACGCGGACCUCAGCCUUUGGUAAUUUCACCUGGUUUACCAAAGUCCUCCAAGUGGAUGAAAGUAUCAUCAAACCAGAGCAAGAGUUUUUCACUGCCCCAUUUGAGAAGAACCGGAUGAAUGAUUUUUAUAUUCAAGAUAGAGAUACUUUCUUCAAUCCAGCCACCAGAAGCCGCAUUGUUUACUUCAUCCUCUGUCGGAUCAAGUAUCAAGUAAGAGACAAUGUUAAAAAGUUUGGGAUUAACAAACUUGUCAGCUCUGGGAUCUACAAAGCCGCUUUCCCUCUCCAUGAUUGCAACUUCAGCCAUAAGUCAGAAGAUCUCAGCUGCCCGAAUGAACGGUACCUUCUGUACAGGGAGUGGGCUCAUCCUCGAAGUAUAUACAAAAAGCAGCCCUUGGAUCUUAUCAGGAAAUAUUAUGGAGAAAAGAUUGGAAUCUACUUUGCGUGGCUGGGAUAUUACACUCAGAUGCUCCUCCUGGCAGCGGUAGUGGGAGUGGCUUGCUUUCUCUAUGGAUAUGUUAAUCAGAACAACUGUACAUGGAGCAAAGAAGUUUGUCAUCCUGAUAUUGGUGGCAAGAUCAUCAUGUGUCCUCAGUGUGAUAGGCUUUGUCCAUUCUGGAAACUCAAUAUUACUUGCGAGUCCUCAAAGAAAUUGUGCAUCUUUGACAGUUUUGGAACCCUAGUGUUUGCAGUAUUUAUGGGAGUAUGGGUAACCUUGUUUCUGGAGUUUUGGAAGCGGCGCCAGGCAGAACUGGAGUACGAAUGGGACACUGUUGAGUUACAGCAGGAGGAGCAAGCCCGGCCAGAAUAUGAGGCCCGGUGCACCCACGUGGUGAUCAACGAGAUCACUCAGGAAGAAGAGCGUGUGCCCUUCACUACCUGGGGAAAAUGUAUCCGUAUAACCCUCUGUGCAAGUGCUGUCUUAUUCUGGAUCCUAUUGAUCAUCGCCUCAGUUAUUGGGAUCAUUGUCUACAGGCUCUCAGUGUUCAUUGUAUUUUCUGCAAAACUUCCCAAGAACUUUAAUGGGACAGAUCCAAUCCAGAAGUACCUGACUCCACAGACGGCCACGUCUAUCACUGCUUCCCUCAUCAGCUUUAUCAUCAUCAUGAUUUUGAACACCAUAUAUGAAAAAGUAGCAAUCAUGAUUACUAAUUUUGAACUCCCAAGGACCCAGACUGAUUAUGAGAACAGCCUGACCAUGAAGAUGUUCUUAUUCCAGUUUGUCAACUACUAUUCUUCAUGUUUCUACAUCGCAUUCUUUAAGGGCAAAUUUGUAGGUUAUCCAGGAGACCCAGUCUAUUGGCUGGGAAAAUACAGAAAUGAAGAGUGUGACCCAGGUGGCUGUCUCCUUGAACUGACGACACAGCUGACAAUAAUCAUGGGAGGAAAAGCAAUCUGGAAUAACAUACAAGAGGUGUUACUUCCCUGGGUCAAGAACCUGAUUGGGCGAUGCCGCACAGUUUCCAGAGCAGAAAAGAUAGCCCCGCGAUGGGAACAAGACUACCACCUGCAGCCCAUGGGCAAACUGGGAUUGUUUUAUGAAUAUCUUGAAAUGAUUAUUCAGUUUGGGUUCGUCACCUUAUUUGUGGCCUCUUUUCCACUGGCCCCCCUGUUGGCUCUGGUGAACAAUAUAUUGGAAAUAAGAGUGGACGCAUGGAAAAUGACUACCCAGUAUAGACGCAUGGUUCCAGAAAAAGCCCAAGACAUCGGAGCCUGGCAGCCCAUCAUGCAAGGAAUAGCGAUUCUGGCUGUGGUGACCAAUGCCAUGAUCAUCGCUUUCACAUCAGACAUGAUCCCCCGCCUGGUGUAUUACUGGUCCUUCUCCGUCCCUCCCUAUGGGGACCACACCCACUACACCAUGGAGGGAUACAUCAACAACACUCUUUCCUACUUCAACAUCGCAGACUUCAAAAACAGAAGCAAAGGAAAUCCAUAUUCUGGGCUUGAAAAACAUACCACAUGCAGGUAUCGUGAUUUCCGGUACCCACCUGGACACCCACAAGAGUAUAAACACAACAUCUAUUACUGGCACGUGAUUGCAGCCAAGUUGGCUUUUAUCAUUGUCAUGGAGCACAUCAUCUACUCUGUGAAAUUUUUUAUCUCCUAUGCAAUUCCAGAUGUAUCCAAAAGCACGAAGAGCAAGAUCAAGAGAGAAAAAUACCUAACGCAAAAGCUUCUUCAUGAGAAUCACCUCAAAGAUGUGACAAAAAAUAUGGGGGUCAUAGCUGAGAGGAUGGUGGAAGUGGUAGAUAACAAUUUACGACCCAAAUUAGAAUAAGAGCUUUAUGUUCUGAGAAGCACUUUACAGAAUUUAAUUCCGUCAAAAUAUAUUAUGAAUCACUAAUGAGGAUGUCUGAGUGAAAACACUUUGGCAAAUAGGAGUCUUAGCUAUUGCCAUUUUCAUAUAGAUUAUUUUUCGGUUUCAGCCAGCCACGCAGGAACUGGAAAGUGCGAAACUUAGAUCAAGAAGUGCAUAAAACUAAUCACCUGGAAAACCAGAAAUGUUACCCUUUUUUGAUAAAUUUGAAUUUCAGUAACAGAAAAAGUCUCUUCGUGUGCUUAAAAACUACCCCUUCCGAAGCAGAAUGGAUUUCUGUCCCUCCGUCUGAUUAUUUUCAUUUCUUUCUGUUCUCAAGCACAUGGUCCCCUUUAAGGCAGUGUUUCAUUUCUUCACUUAGCCAAAUCUGUGCCAGAGUUCUCUUUCCCUUACAGUACUUUUGUUAAAGACGAGACAUUCUUCCCUUUGUGUGAUUAAAAAUAGCUAACUCAGAAUUUCAGUUUGAAUGCCAUAUUAAGUGGCAGAUAGACUCAAGAAUUCACAAUAUGUCGGUGUGUUAGCACAUCCCUACAGAAAACGAAACCUCACUUAGUAAGAGGAAAUAGUUUCCGUCUCCAAUUUGGCCUAUCUUUUCAUCUCAAAGAAACACACUUAAUGGAUCGGAAUAAAGAUAGCAAGGUUCUGAAGUGUAUUUGUGCUAAUCCGCAGUGACACUUUUUAUCUUCCAGGAGCACUCUUAGAACAUUCUGUGCCUAAUCAGUGUUGACUGCUUUGCAGAUCUCAAGGGAGUCAGAUGACAAAAGUAGGGAAAGUUAUAGAUUCAAAUAGAAUUGUAACUCAUAUUGACCAGAAUAAUUAAUGUACCUCUUCUAAAGAUACGUAGUUUCUUAAAAUUACAUUUUUAUCAACAUAAUGGUCCGGAAGGACAAGCCCAUCAGUUUGCCACCAGUUUCCUUUUAUGCAUUAGCUCCAGGAGGUACAGCAUCACAGAUCACCGGCAUCGCCACGCUCACUGUGCAGCCACUGUGACAUGAGGGCGCUGUGCACACGCGCUUAAGAGUACAACCGGUGCUCUAAUUGUGAGGCGCUCGGGGUUCCCUGCGUGGGGAGCGCCUUUUCCACAAGGAUUCCGGGUAUCCAAGUGAUGAGCAUACCAAAGCAUGUGCCAUGGUGAAGGUGGUUCCCUGCAGCCUCCAUUCCCUUGUUCCCAGCCCAGUAACUUGUCUGUAAGUGCACGCACCAGGGGAGUGGUGGGGAGAGGAGAGAGGCAGGGAUAGACCCGCAUCACUCCCAAUCCGGAAGAGACACUCUGGUGUUGAUUUGAGCUUCCAGCCUCCCUCAGGCCGCGGUUUGGUCACAACCCCUUCCCUGAGCUGCACUUAACUUCCCGCUGAAUGCCUGCACCACGCACAUCUUGCCUUCAGGUGGUUCAACUCAGCAGUCUUUACUGUGCUUUACUGCCUUUCAGGUGCAAGGCCCUCUGGUAGGCUCCAGACAAGAGGCGGGGCCGCACCGCUCACCCUUGACUGGUAACGGGGGAGUGCCGGGUGUAAGAGAGGGUGUCUGGCACUGGGUUCUUACCGGGUGGACUGCCACCCACUGGGGUGCUGCUACAUGCCCAAGUGCCAUAGGAGCCGAGCCACUCCAUCCCAGCAGCAGAGGAAAAGGAAACCUGUUGCAGCGAGCAGAUUUAGAGGCUCGAUAUAAUAGAGCUGCUUAACUCAAGGUCACGAUUCUAAGUGCCUGCCAUGAAUGUUCAAACAGACCCAGAGACCAAAAUCACUAUUUAUGUAGGAUUCAUAAAGCAGUAUCCUGGACUUUUGCAUUGUCCCAAUGGACAGGGGACAACAUUUCACUAACUUUCUUGAUCAUGUUAACAAUGUGAACGAGUGCUCUCAACAGGCCGCACGCGCUCUGACUGCACAGGGAGCAAGAAAGGAGUUUCGUCCCGGCUUCUCAUCCCGCCCAGACUGGGUGCAGCUGUUCCUUUCCCCGGCUCACCUGUGACACUGCUCCUGAAGUGGCGUCACUUCUGCCCCUAGUACCUCAGCUCUUUGAAGCGCAGGACUAUCUCCUCGUGUUGGAUUUGCCAACUACUCACUGUUUAUGGGAGCAUAGAGAAGGAAAUGUUUUUUGCCUUAUCUGCUUGUAUAUAAACUAGAACUUUAAAAAGUGUGCAUGUGUGUUUUUCAUAAACCAUCUUUCGUAAAUUGCCUUCAUAGUUUAAAAUGUGCUUUUGUGGACAGGAGGGGAAAAAACUCUACAUUUUUAAAGGCAGAAAAUACGUGUGACACUGCCAAUAGUCCCCUAAGCGGCGAGGUAGUGGGGAUCCGGGGUCACCUGUGACACCGACAGUGUUAAUGGAACUCUAGUGCUGACUUGUCAGUGUGAAGACAAAUGUGGGACUGUGUCUGCAGGCAGUCACUGGGCUGGGUCUGUAAAUGUAAGCAGCAGCACCCCAAGAAAAAGGGGGUGUGUGACAGUGCCCCUGUGAAAGGAAUACCUGGCCCUAGACCUGCCCAGUGUUAACCACUAGAGAAUGUUUCAUUGUAUAUCCUUUUGUAAUGCUUGUGAAUUUUAACAGAUUGAAGCAUUAGACCAAAAUACUCAGGAGAUUUUCCUUUAAAUAUCCCUCAAAUAUUUUAGAUGUGUCAAUAGAAAGGGAAAGCUAUCGUUUUUGUUUGAAAACUAAGCAAGGCCAUCUUGUAAACCGUCACCAAAUGCCUUCCCUUGUAAUUAUCCGUGGGUGCAUCUUGGAUUUCAGAAAACAGUAAUUCAUUCACGGGGGGGGGGGGGGGGGAGGGCAGAAUGUGCUCUGUUAUUGAAACACUGCUUGUACCAUUUUCUCAUUGUGCCUAUUAUAUGUUAAGAUGUUUGAAAACUUAAAAUGGAUGAGCAGCUUAACGAAAGUAGAACUGAAAUAUACAUGAUGCUUUCAUACACUGUGGCAUAAGAUGUAAAGUUUGUAAUGUUUUGUGAAUUUCUGUGCAUUUUAAUAUUCUUUUAUAAUUAUAAGCAUUUUAGUAAAUUCAUUUUUAAAAAC
Messenger RNA from Felis catus (domestic cat), 6207 nucleotides. RefSeq names its product anoctamin 6 (gene ANO6). The transcript is spliced from 21 exons. Gene Ontology annotation, biological process: chloride transmembrane transport; calcium activated phosphatidylcholine scrambling; calcium activated phosphatidylserine scrambling. Lineage: Eukaryota; Metazoa; Chordata; Mammalia; Carnivora; Felidae. Gene Ontology annotation, cellular component: plasma membrane. Gene Ontology annotation, molecular function: protein dimerization activity; chloride channel activity. The record is from RefSeq and is a predicted model, not a curated record. Bases 366 to 3164 code for a protein of 932 amino acids.